GCGAGCAGAGUUCAAAGGUUGACCGGCGCCGUGUACACUUUUCUAGAACGGGAGUUAGUCAGAAAGACUGUAACCAGGCAGAAUGGCGGUUUAUGAAACUCUCCUCUUACAUACCCAGGAUGAUAAAUUCUACAUCGAAGCAAGGGAUCCUGGAACGAAGGAGGUUCUCGUCAUCGAUAGACUCAGCCAGGAGAUCAUUCUUGAAGAAAAUGGCCUUGGCAUUCCACCAGGAGCAAGUAAGCCCAUAUGUGGUAUUAUGGGCAUUAUCAAACUGCUGAGAGGGUCAUAUCUGGUGGUAAUAACCAAGAAAACAAAGGUAGGAGAGAUCAAUGGCCAACUCAUCUGGAAGGUGGCUGGAACUGAGACUAUACCCUACAAAAGAACUGAUCUGCAUCUCACUGAGGAACAGAAAGAAGACAACAAGGUGUAUGAAUCCAUGGUUCAAUAUGCUUUGGAGAACAACACUUACUAUUUCUCAACGACCUUUGACCUCACGCAUUCACUACAAAGGUUAUAUAACACCAGUCCAGAGUUCUUACAGAUGCCUCUAUUUGAGAGGGCUGAUCAGAGGUAUGUUUGGAAUGGCCACAUGCUUAGAGAGUUCACAGCACAACCUGAGCUGGGCAAGUUCAUUCUUCCUGUCAUGGUAGGCUUCAUCUCGAUACGGAUAGGCAUCCUCAACACCAAGAGGUUUGACUACAUCCUCAUCUCAAGACGAAGCUGCCUGAGAGCAGGGACGCGGUUCUACAUGAGAGGAUUGGAUGAGCAGGGACAAGCGGCUAACUUUGUAGAGACAGAACAGAUUGUGCAAUUCAACGGCAGCAGGGCUUCAUUUGUCCAGACACGAGGUUCCAUUCCAUUAUUUUGGUCGCAGAGACCGAACCUGAAAUACAAACCAGUUCCACAUAUCAGUGAAUCACAGAGUCACCUGGAUGCAUUCAAGAGGCAUUUUGAUGAUCAGGUGGUGAACUAUGGUAAUCAAGUCCUCAUUAAUCUGAUUGAUCACAAAGGAGCAGAGAACAGAUUGGAGAAGAUGUUUGCCAAGACGGUCUAUGAAUCAGGCAACCAGAUGAUGAGGUACGAGGCUUUUGAUUUCCACCAUGAGUGCCGUAAGAUGAGAUGGGAUAGACUCUCUAUACUCAUGGACAAACUAGCCAAAGAUCAACAGCAAUUUGGGUACUUCUGGAUGGAUGCCAACAAUGAGCUACUCAAACACCAGGUUGGUGUGUUCAGAACAAACUGCAUGGACUGCUUAGAUAGGACCAAUGUUGUACAGAGCAUGCUGGCUAGGAGAGCACUUCAAGAUCAAAUGCAGCAAAUGGGAAUCUUGAAACAGGGUGAGAAUUUGGAUGAUCAUUAUACUGCCGCAUUUGAAUCAACAUUUAAGAACACUUGGGCAGAUAAUGCAGAUGCAUGCUCCAAGCAAUAUGCCGGUACAGGAGCUCUCAAGACAGACUUUACAAGAACUGGAAAGAGGACGAAAUUUGGACUGCUCAAAGACGGCAUGAACUCCUUGAUCCGUUACUACAUGAACAACUUUGUAGAUGGUUUCAGACAGGAUUCUACUGACCUGUUGCUAGGCAACUAUGUUGUAGAGGAAGGUGAAGGUGUGACACGACCGUCUCCCAUACGCAAGAGCAAGGAUGCCAAGUUCAUGCUGUUACCAGCCAUCGCCAUGGUAGCAUUCUCCAUGCUUCUCAUUAGCAUGCUUAUUCCAGCUGCCGAGCUUCAUUUACAGAUUGCAUACAUCCUGUUCUGGUUAGCUGCUACUGUCAUCUGUGUUGGUUUGAUGGGGGUGUUUGGUAUUGAGUUUAUAGAUCAACCCAAGCUCUCUCAAGCAAAAGUCAAGAGUGAUUAAAUAACUCAUUAGUACCCCUCUCUGUGUCUGUCUGUCUCUCUCUCUCUCUUGCUCUCUUUGUCUCUGUCUCUCACAAUCCUCUGUUGCUCUUUUCUUAAUAUUAUUUUUCCUAUCCAUCCCUCUUUCUCCUGUGCUGCUC
Strongylocentrotus purpuratus (purple sea urchin) is the source of this 1997-nucleotide messenger RNA. It is a transcript of the gene sacm1l, whose product is annotated as phosphatidylinositide phosphatase SAC1-B. Gene Ontology annotation, biological process: phosphatidylinositol dephosphorylation. The record is from RefSeq and is a predicted model, not a curated record. The transcript has 19 exons. Gene Ontology annotation, cellular component: endoplasmic reticulum. Gene Ontology annotation, molecular function: phosphatidylinositol-4-phosphate phosphatase activity. The coding region runs from base 83 to 1858 and encodes 591 amino acids. Lineage: Eukaryota; Metazoa; Echinodermata; Echinoidea; Camarodonta; Strongylocentrotidae.